GGACAACUUAUUUGUAGUGAUUGUUCCAUCAUUUGAAUCAGAUUAUUGGCAAGACACCGAUGAUAUAUCUCAAUAGAGUUGUGGAAGGUUGUUUUGCUAACAUAGCUGCGAAACUUGAAUCCAUGGAGCCUAGUAGAAGUGUCAAGGACAGAAUUGCCUAUAGUAUGAUAUCUGAUGCUGAAGCAAGUGGGGCAAUUUCUCCUGGAAAGAGCAUAUUGGUAGAAGCAACAAGUGGAAAUACAGGAGUUGGUAUUGCUUUUAUUGCGGCAGCUAGGGGAUACAAGCUCAUAUUAACGUUACCUGCGUCUAUAAGUGUUGAAAGGCGAGUUCUUCUUCGUGCUUUUGGAGCGGAGCUUGUUUUGACAGAUCCAAUGAAGGGAUUGAAAGGAGCAGUUGAUAAAGCUGCAGAAAUUGUUCGGAAAACACCAAAUGCAUUUAUGCUUCAACAGUUUGAGAAUCCAGCAAAUGUCAAGAUCCAUUUUGAGACAACAGGACCAGAAAUAUGGGAGGAUACCAUGGGCAGCAUUGAUAUAUUUGUGGCAGGAAUUGGAACGGGUGGUACCAUCACAGGAGUUGGGCAGUAUUUGAAAAUGAUGAAUGACAAAAUCAAGGUAGUUGGGGUAGAACCAGCUGAAAGCAGCAUUAUUUCUGGUGAAAACCCAGGAUAUAUUCCAAGCAUAUUGGAUGUUAAAGUUCUUGAUGAAGUUAUAAAGAUUACCAAUGAAGAAGCAGUUGAGAUGGCAAGAUCACUGGCACUGAAAGAAGGUUUACUGGUAGGUAUAUCUUCAGGAGCUGCUGCUGCUGCUGCCAUCAAUGUAGCGAGGAGACCUGAAAAUGCAGGAAAGUUAAUCACGGUUGUAUUUCCCAGUUUUGGAGAGAGAUACAUACCUACAACUCUUUUCAAGUCAAUCAAGGAAGAGGUUGAGAAAAUGGGACAGAAAUCAUGAUUAAUUCCUCUUGCUCACGCUCCAAAAAGAUAAUUCCUUGGGGAAACCCAUGACAUUUUGUAGCAGAUGGAAGAAGCAUGCUUCUAUUGCUGGAAUUCGACUUUGCGCCCUGCAUCCUAAGAUGGGUUUUCAUGAAAAUAUUUGCAGGUAAAAAUUAGCAGGUGAUUGGAGGCCAUUGAAAUUUUAUUAAAAAUAUGGCUGAAGCCAAUAUUGGUAAAUUGAAGUGGAAGAAGAAGAGGUUCACUGAAAGGUCGAAUUGUGACCUUAGAAAUUUGACCUUAGAAAUUUAAAGUUCACUUCCAGAUGUUGUGAAGUGUUAAUGGGUAAAUCAAUUCAUUUUCACAAUCUUUGUAGAAGCUCGCCCAAGUGGUUUCUGCUUAUAGCCAUACUAUCUUUUACUGUGGCAAAUCAAUCCUCAAGAUUUUUGC
Amborella trichopoda is the source of this 1375-nucleotide messenger RNA. The record is from RefSeq and is a predicted model, not a curated record. Lineage: Eukaryota; Viridiplantae; Streptophyta; Magnoliopsida; Amborellales; Amborellaceae.